AUGUUGCGGAAAUGCUUCACCACCGUGGCCAGCUCCUCCUCAUUCACAUCGACUCAUACUCUCAAGGAGAAAAAAUGGGACGCGCUGGUCAUCGGCGGUGGCCACAACGUCUUGACGGCAGCUGCCUACCUCGCUCGAGCCGGUCUCUCCGUCGUAGUGCUUGAGCGUCGCCACCUCGUCGGCGGCGCAGCCGUUACUGAAGAGAUCAUCCCUGGCUUCCAGUUCUCCAGAUGCAGCUACCUCCAGAGUCUUCUUCGCCCCUCCAUCAUCAAAGAGUUGGAGUUGGAGAGGCAUGGAUUGAAGAUGCUGGAAGGAAGCGCAUUCUCUUUCACGCCUUGUUUUGAUGGCCGUUACAUUCUGCUUGGAACCGACGCCGAUCACAACCUUGCAGAGAUUUCCAAAUUCUCCAAAAGGGACGCCGACGAUUAUCCGAGGCAUCGACAAAGAUUAACGUUGCUGUGGAUAAGCUGUCCCAUUUCCCAUAUUGGAAGUCGAGCAGUCAUAAUCCAGGUCCCCACCUCAUGGGGACGAUUCGAAUCGGAGCAGACAAGCAAGCAUGUAGUAGGGCUGUUCACACAGUACACACCAUACAAGCCAUCAGAUGGAAGCUGGGAUGAGCCGAUGUACAGAGAAGCGUAUGCAGAAAGAUGUUUCAGAUUGGUUGAAGAGUAUGCCCUGGGCUUCAGCACCUCCGUCAUUGGGUAUGACAUGUUGACUCCUCCAGACCUGGAGCGCGUCAUCGGCCUUACAGGAAUACCUUUCAUGGUGCCAUGGGACUGGACAGUCUCUUCCUCCUGCGGCCAGUAA
Molecule: messenger RNA, 807 nt
Organism: Linum tenue
Lineage: Eukaryota; Viridiplantae; Streptophyta; Magnoliopsida; Malpighiales; Linaceae
Source: the annotation of a GenBank genome assembly